UAAUUGCCAACUGUCAAACGAUAUAAUUAAACCUAGAAUAUUAGUCAGACAAAAAAGAUGUUUUUUUUUUGGUAUAAAUAAACCCAAGAAAUCAUAGAUUGCAAACAGUCGAUACUUUACUCAACUUCAACUGAUCUUAACAAUUGCAAAAUGUUCAAAUUCUUCCUUUUUGGUACACUCGUAGCCUUUGUUGCUGCCGCUGGCCAUGGCAGUGAUGAUGAUGUUCAUGCAGAAGUCAAGCAGCUAAAAUCCGAUGUUCGUCAUGAUGGCUUCGACAUUGCUCUUGAAACAUCCAAUCACAUCAGUCAACAUUCUUCCGGUGAUGAGCAUGGCAACAUUCAUGGUUCCUAUGAAUAUCUCACUCCUGAAGGUGAACACAUCAAGGUGGACUAUGUGGCCGAUGAGAAUGGCUAUCAUCCCGAAAGUGCUGUCUUGCCUACACCACCCCCAGUGCCAGCUCACAUCUUGAAGGCCAUCGAAUAUAUUCGUGCCCAUCCACCCAAGGAGGAGAAGGGUUCACAUCAUUAGGUGGAUUUUCGAAAAUUUUGGAGGAGAUGACACCAUAUAGAAAUAUUGGAUUAGUUGGAACAUUACUUGGAAAUAAAUAGCAUAUUGAGACGAAAA
Messenger RNA from Stomoxys calcitrans (stable fly), 624 nucleotides. RefSeq names its product larval cuticle protein 2-like. Lineage: Eukaryota; Metazoa; Arthropoda; Insecta; Diptera; Muscidae. Gene Ontology annotation, cellular component: chitin-based extracellular matrix. The record is from RefSeq and is a predicted model, not a curated record. The transcript has 2 exons. Gene Ontology annotation, molecular function: structural constituent of chitin-based larval cuticle. Bases 151 to 528 code for a protein of 125 amino acids.